AUGAAAAAUGAAAGAGUGAACAAUAUGCGCCUCGUACAUUAUGAUGCUCAUCCCCCCUUCCCUCUAUUAACGAGAAGCAGUGCAAAAAACAAGAAAAUUUUGAGAAAAACCGAAAACCCAUUUAGUUGUCCUAUCUCCAAAUCAGGAAAUUGUGCAUCCCAUAUCAUAUCCCGAUCAGGUAAAGCAAAUAGCAGAAAUCCCCUCUGCCUCGUUUUUUGUCACCACCCAUCCAUCCCCCCACCACUUAAAACAAAGAAAAUUAAUUUUUUUUACUUCCACCACCCCUCUGCGAUAGUCUCUCGGGAGCAGACCCAACAAGAUGAAAUUAUUAGACAGCUUUCGUCAAAAAGAAAGAAAAAGAGAACCGCCUCCUCAGACAACCUCUGCAACCACUUCUGUGGGACUUCGGGAUUCCAAAAAGAAACUGCUGUCAAUUUGACUACUGCUUACAGUAAUAAAAUUACAUUAUCUACGCCGACAUCAAUAACUUUCUUUACGUUUCAAUUACAUUUCAGAAAAAGGAAUAAACUAUAA
Molecule: messenger RNA, 534 nt
Organism: Maudiozyma barnettii
Lineage: Eukaryota; Fungi; Ascomycota; Saccharomycetes; Saccharomycetales; Saccharomycetaceae
Exons: 1
Coding region: 1-534 (177 amino acids)
Source: RefSeq, a predicted model, not a curated record